Molecule: messenger RNA, 1561 nt
Organism: Danio rerio (zebrafish)
Lineage: Eukaryota; Metazoa; Chordata; Actinopteri; Cypriniformes; Danionidae
Gene: gpr55a
Product: G protein-coupled receptor 55a
Biological process (GO): signal transduction; G protein-coupled receptor signaling pathway
Cellular component (GO): membrane; plasma membrane
Molecular function (GO): G protein-coupled receptor activity
Source: RefSeq, marked validated
AUAACAGUAGUUUCUCUCUUCACAAAAAACACGCCAGUCUCUGUCUGAACACGGUUCAACAGCAUGUAGCGGAAACUUAAACAGAACCGCCUCGGCACGCUAUGUCUCAAUACUUUUUUCUUUUACAAAUCAACGUGAGGAUCUGCCUUGAAGAAACUCUGCCUUGAAGUCUGGAUAACAGAAGACACAGAUGAAAAAGACAACACUUUACUGACUGUGGGAAUGAACUCCUCCAACUCAUCGACAGACUGUGAAUGGGUUUGCUGGUUCCAGAGGUGUGUGUACGUGCCCAUCCUGGUCUUUGGCAUCCCUUUGAUCCUGGGCUCUCUGUGGCAGCUGCUGUUUCGCGUUCGACGCUGGAGCGAGUCCACCGUUUACCUCAUCAACCUGAUCAUCAACGACAGCCUGCUGAUGCUGUCCUUGCCCUUCAAAAUACACGCAUACAAGAAGGUAUGGACACUCGGCCGAACCUUCUGCUCCCUGCUGGAGAGCCUGCUCUACGUCAACAUCUACGGCAGCAUAUUAUUGAGCGUGUGCAUUGCUGUCGAUCGCUAUAUCGCUCUACAGUUUCCAUUCAUUGCCUUGCGAUUGCGCUCUCCACGCAAGUCGGUGAUCAUAUGCCUAAUUCUGUGGAUAUUAGUAUUUGCAUGCAGCACUCCCAUCUACAAACUUCACGAUGAACCUGUCAAUAAAACCGACAAAGUUUACUGUUUCCAGCAGUUCUCCAAUAAAACCUGGUCAAAGAGUUGGAUCGUGGUUUCAAUGGAGACGGUGUUUUGCAGCAGCACGAUAGUGAUGGUGUUCUGCUCGGUGCGAGUUGUGCAGAUUUUACACAGUAUGAGAGCACGAAACCCUGGAGAUCCCAAACUGCGCAGUAACAAGAGCUUGAAAAUCGUGCUCAGCAACCUGGGGGUCUUUCUGGCAUGCUUCAUUCCUUAUCACAUAGCGGCUCUCAUAUACUUCCAUGCCAAGACGAACAACUGGAACGAAGACAUCAUCAGUCACCUGCGUUACUUUGUUCAUGUCAGCAUAUGCUUUAGCAAUGUGAACAUCUUGGCAGAUGGAGCGUGCUACUAUUUCAUCCUUAAAGAGAACCUGGAGUCUGCGCAGAAAGAGAGGAGAAUGGCGAUACACGUCAGAGAGACACGCAUACGGGGUGGAUCAAGGAGUCUUACAUUUGGAGAAAACCAUAACGGCUCUUCUGUAAGCAGUGAAAAGAUGGAGAUAUGUGUGGAUACUGGUUUUACUUAAUGAUCUACACAAACACUCAGGGAAAAGAUGGAGAUAUGUGUAGAUACUGGUUUUACUUAAGGAUCUACACAAACACUCAGGGAAAAGAUGGAGAUAGGUGUGGAUACUGGUUUUAAAUUAGCUUCUACAUAAACACUUGGGGAAAGGAUGGAAGAUACAGCAGGGGGAAUAAGUAUUGAACACGUCAUGUUUUUUCCUGGGAAUAAUAUUACUAAAGGAGCUGUAGACAUGGAAUUGAACCAGAUUUUGGUAAAAAAAAAAAAAAAAAAAUACAAACAUAAAAAUAAAACAAAACAAAGAAUGUGAAAAA